CCAGAGUGCCUCACCACUCACCCAGGUGUAGGUGUUUGAGACACCUAAUUGAGGCUGGACUGGAGAGCUGCAGGGAGCAGAGGAGAGGAGCAAAGGGACAGAGAGCACAGGGCUGGAAGGAGCUCAGAGAACAACCUUUGACUGGAGAACUACUUAAAGGAAAGGACAGAACCAGACUGUGAAACAGUGGACUUUCUAAAACUUCACACAAACGACCACCAAACCCAAAUGAAGCAACUGGUGCAGAUGCUGUUGGAGAGUAAGAGGGCACAGCAAGAAAUCGGUGCAGCCUUGUUGCAACAGCAAAUAAAUGAUGACCAACUGAGAGAGCAGGAGCUUCAACAGUUGCCCAGGUCGAAACCCAAAGCAGCUGAUUUAAUCCCGAAACUGGGAGAGACCGACAAUGUGGAAUGCUUACCUUAAUGCGUAUGAAGCUACAGCCACUUAGGAGGAGUGGCCGAAGACACAGUGGGUUGGACUCCUGGCUCCUUUUCUAUCAGGUGAGGCACUUAAAGCGUAUCAAGCUGUAGAGGCCAGUAUUGAUGAAGACUAUGACCAGUUAAAGGGAGAGAUACUGAGCCGCCAUGGGCUAACUAAAUUUAGCAUGGCUCAGCGUUUCCAUAACUGGUCCUUCCAAAAUGGGCUAACUCCCCAUUCCCAAGUGCACGAACUGGUACGAGUGACGAAAAGGUGGCUAGAACCAGAGAAGAGCAGCCCUGCAGACAUUUUAGAAACACUAGUUAUGGACUGUUAUCUAAGAGCUCUGCCGUAUGAGGCCCAAAAAAUAACCAGUCACCAGAAAUUAACAACAGCCACAGAGUUGGUAGAAGCAGUGGAGCAGUACCAGACGGCCUCAGACAUGCUCCAUCCAACCCGUAAAGAGCCUAUCGCUUCUGUCCCCACCCGCCCAGGUGGGCCUCGCCAAAAAGGUCCUAAGCCCGGAUACCCUCACUAUGGCCCACCCCAUAGAAUUGUUAAUCAACCUUGGCAGCCACGAGGAUUCCUGAACACCGAGACGUGCCAGUGCUCCCACUGUGGCGAAUUGGGCCAUAUCUCAUGGCAGUGUGAUAAGCCUGAUGAACCAAUGCACACAGCAGAGUCUGCUAGCAGCCCACAUGUCCACUUUCCUGCCCUCUUGGGGGAAACUCCAAAUGCCUUCUGGUCCCCUGCCGAGGACUUCAGGCCCGGGGAGAGGGAUGUGUGGCAUCACAAGGGGCCAUGUAGUAGAGGGGUGCUACAUCCCCAUUCAAGAUCGGCAGCCAAACCACAAAAUGGCCACCAAUGCCAGCACUACAGCUCCCAGAAUGCCUCACCACUCACCCAGGUGUAGGUGUUUGAGACACCUAAUUGAGGCUGGACUGGAGAGCUGCAGGGAGCAGAGGAGAGGAGCAAAGGGACAGAGAGCACAGGGCUGGAAGGAGCUCAGAGAACUACCUUUGACUGGAGAACUACUUAAAGGAAAGGACAGAACCAGACUGUGAAACAGUCUAAGUUGAGUGUUCUUCUAAUGCUUCAAAGAAAACUCAAGUUCAAAGAACCCUUUAUCUUCGCUGGGACGUUUUGGUUUGUUCUUGGAUUUUGCUUUGGAUGAAGAGAAUUACCUGAGUUGCCUGUUUAUAAGAAGAAUAAAACUUCACCUUCCUUUUUUGAA
Hippoglossus stenolepis (Pacific halibut) is the source of this 1651-nucleotide messenger RNA. RefSeq lists its product as uncharacterized. Bases 605 to 1330 code for a protein of 241 amino acids. Gene Ontology annotation, molecular function: zinc ion binding; nucleic acid binding. The transcript is spliced from 2 exons. The record is from RefSeq and is a predicted model, not a curated record. NCBI's taxonomy places the organism in Eukaryota, Metazoa, Chordata, Actinopteri, Pleuronectiformes, Pleuronectidae.